AUGAGUUAGUCUCCCAUAGUCUUUACAAACAAGCCCUCUAAACCCCAUCCUCUAGAUGACAGCGUUUGGAGACAGAGGACAAAUUUGCCCAAACUACAUAUAAGAGACCUUUAACCUGAAAUCAAAAGCGAGCCACAUUACUUCAAAAAUAAUCAGCUUGAGGAUAGUUAAAUUAUCAAUAAUUAUACUGUCCGAUCUGGCGUAUAACAAGAGGAACCUGACUAUAUUGAAGUGGACUGGAAUGCAUUCCAACUCAUCUCUUUGGAUUGAUUCCAGCAUUUUAUUGAGUAAAUAAAGAAAUAUAUAUAUAUUUUAAAAGGAUUAUAUCUA
Messenger RNA from Paramecium tetraurelia, 330 nucleotides. RefSeq lists its product as uncharacterized. Lineage: Eukaryota; Ciliophora; Oligohymenophorea; Peniculida; Parameciidae. The transcript is spliced from 2 exons. The record is from RefSeq and is a predicted model, not a curated record.